Sardina pilchardus (European sardine) is the source of this 289-nucleotide messenger RNA. RefSeq names its product spermatogenesis-associated protein 45-like. Lineage: Eukaryota; Metazoa; Chordata; Actinopteri; Clupeiformes; Clupeidae. The transcript is spliced from 2 exons. The coding region runs from base 1 to 258 and encodes 85 amino acids. The record is from RefSeq and is a predicted model, not a curated record.
AUGGCAAAGGCAAAACACGAGGAACUGUACGAAUCAAACUUGCGGAGAGAGACUUGGUGUCGAAUUGAGGCUGACAGUAAAUUCUGGGAACGACCAGAGAAGAGGCACUUCGACUGUCAUCUUCAGAAUACAUAUGACAUUAGCGCGCUGCAAACAGCCCCGACAGUGGAGCGAACCGGCUGGAUGGAACGCACUCCGAGUGCCCGAACCAUCGAGCGAAGACACUUCGAGGAGAGUUAUAAGUCCAACUUGGUAUGAGGACGACAUAGAGGAUUCCCAGAUGACUUAG